AUGAUAAUUAUUUCUUAUUGUUUAUUAUAUAUAGUUUUACUAUAUUUUACAUUAUUAUCUUUUGUAAAGAUAUCAUUAACAAAUGACAUUGAUGAAAUGUUUGCUAGGCAAAAAAUUUUACAAUCAAUCCUUGACCAUUUUCAAUUAAAGAAACCUUUACCAAUUGAUGUAUCAUCAAGUGUGAGGAAAAAAUAUGAAAAUCAUAUUGAUAAAAUUAAUGAACAUGAUGAAAAUAAAAAAUUUGUUACCUUUUUUGAUAUACCUUCAAAUAAAAUUAUGUUUCCAAUAAUAUUUUUUAAAAUACCAAAAAUUUUAAGAUCAUAUAUUUUUAAAGAAGGAUCUAUAAAAUUAGAUUAUUACUCAUAUACAGAUCAUGAUGAAGAAUUUUUUGGUAAUAUUUAUGUAACAACAAAAGAUAAUGAAAUAAUGGAAUGUAUUGGAAAUGUAACAUUUGAAAAAAAUUUACCAUUAAAUGGUACUAUUAAUAUACCGUUAAAUAUUAAUUUAUUAUCAAAAAUAAUUGAUUUAAAUGAAGAAAAUAUUGAAAUUUUUAUUAAAAUUCAUAAACAAAAUGUAACUUUUCCAUAUUUAUUAAAUUUUGCCUCCCUCAAAUUUCAUUCAAUUGAUACAAAAGAACGCAGUAAAAGAAAUGUAGAAAAUAUAUGUCAAUCAAAAUCUUCAGAAAAUUCAUGUUGUUUACGGUUAUUAAAAAUAAAUUUUGAUGAAAUUGGUUGGAACUUUAUUUUAAGUCCAAAAGAAAUUAAUACAAAUUAUUGUUAUGGAAAAUGCUAUAGUUACAAAUCAGAUUCAUUGGUUGGAGAUGCCAUUUACAGAUUAUACUCAAUAAGUAAAAAAGAACAUAAAAGAUGCUGUUAUCCUACACAAUUUAGAGAAUUAAAUAUUACAAUAUUUAAAGAAGGAUCAUUCAUUGAAACUAAAAUAAUAAAUGACAUACUGAUUAAAAAAUGCAGCUGCUAUUAA
Molecule: messenger RNA, 981 nt
Organism: Strongyloides ratti
Lineage: Eukaryota; Metazoa; Nematoda; Chromadorea; Rhabditida; Strongyloididae
Product: LD29161p
Exons: 2
Coding region: 1-981 (326 amino acids)
Biological process (GO): SMAD protein signal transduction
Cellular component (GO): extracellular region
Molecular function (GO): cytokine activity; growth factor activity
Source: RefSeq, a predicted model, not a curated record